Messenger RNA from Epithele typhae, 2193 nucleotides. RefSeq names its product chondroitin AC/alginate lyase. The transcript is spliced from 5 exons. The record is from RefSeq and is a predicted model, not a curated record. The coding region runs from base 1 to 2193 and encodes 730 amino acids. Lineage: Eukaryota; Fungi; Basidiomycota; Agaricomycetes; Polyporales; Epitheliaceae.
AUGGCCAUCACCAAGAAGUGGCUGUACGUAGGUAUACCCGUCGGUGCGGCCGUCAUCCUCGCUGCAGUCCUCGGUGGAGUUCUGGGCAGCCGUGCCUCCAAGAACAACUCCUCCAGCACCUCCGGGACCUCUUCCUCCAGCGGCGAGGCUGCUGCCAGCUCCGCCGCUAGUGUGAAGGAGGCCAUCGGCGUCUUCCCCACCGGCACGGACAGCCAAUACCUCCUUCCGUUAUACCCCUCCACAACGAACGCUGCCGCCUUCACGACUCCUACGUUCAACCCCACCCAAAACACCAACCUCGCCUGGCCCGAGGACUCCUUCAAGCCCUCCAACCCUUCACCUACGAACUGGCAGGCCCUUCCCACUCUCAUCCAGAACGACCCCUACCUCAAGUCCUGGAACGACACCAUCUUCGGUAACGCGACCGACUACUUCGGCCUGGCCCCCGUCCAGUACUUCCUCGACGGCUCUUCGGGUAUCCUUGACAAUGCUCGUGAGGUCAAGGAGCGUGUCAAGGCUUUCUCGUACGCCUACCGCAUGACCAACGACUCGAAAUGGCUGGACAGGACCUUCACGGAGCUCCAGAACGCCGCUGGGAAUGGAACAACUGACUUCGGUCCUGACGGGCCCAGCAAAUGGAACCCGAGUCACUUCCUCGACACCGCCGAGUUCACCGCCGCGUUCGCUGUCGCCUACGACUGGCUGUACGACGCCUGGUCUGACGAGCAGAAGAGUCAGAUCCGAAGUUCGAUGAUCUUCUACGGUCUCCAGGCUGGUAUCGAGACGAUCAAGAAUGGCUCCGCCUGGUGGACUGGGAACACGAUCAAGGGCAACUGGAACUGUGUUUGCAACAGCGGCCUCACCAUGGGUUCCCUCGCCAUCCUCGGCGAUGACACGAGCGGCAUUGCGGAACAGCUCCUCGCCCUCACCAUCCCCAACGCCCUUGAGAACUGCGCUUUCGCGGUGUCUGACGAUGGCACUUGGGCCGAGACCGCCAACUACUGGUACUUCGGUACCACCGGGCACGCUGAGAUGGCGUCAUCCCUCAUGACGGCUACCGGCUCAGACAUGGGUCUCCUCUCGAACAACCCGAACUUUGCGAAGACCGGUCUUUACCACAUGUAUGUCACUGGCCCCGGCUCGCUGUUCAGCUACGGCGACCACGGCCCGAACAAGUACUCUACCACCGCCAACUCCAUCCUCUUAUAUGGCGACCAGUUCCAGCAUCCCGAGUAUGUCCUGUUCCAACGCGACCAGCACGAUGCCCCGGAACCGAACAGCAUGUUCUGGUACAACCCCACCGUGGCCGGCGCGUUCUGGGAUGGUAUGCCCCUCGACCACGUCUUCGACAACAGCACGGACCAGUGGGCAUCCAUGCGCAGCUCCUGGACGGAUGAGAACGCGUUGUACGUGGCCAUCAAAGCCGGUACUCUCCAGAACCACCAGACGCACAACGACCUCGACUGCGGUGACUUUGUCAUCGAUGCGCUCGGAACGCGUUGGGCGGGGGACCUCGGCUCGGGCGACUACCUUUCCACAGGCUACUUCUCGAGCGACGCACAGGACAGCCAGCGUUGGCUUUACUACCGCAAGCGGACGGAGGGCCAGAACACGAUCCUCGUCAACAAGGCGAACCAGCUCGUCACCGCUGCGCCUUCGAUCGGCUUCGACACGAGCAACACCACCCAGGGUUCGAGCACUGUCUUUGAAGCUCCCAGCGAUUCCACUGCGCUCUUCACCGCGGACCUCUCCAGUGCUUACUCUAACGUCUCUUCGUUCAAGCGGGGCAUCCGUAUGAUCAACGGCCGCAGGCAGGUGUUGCUCCAGGAUGACAUCAACGCCUCUGGCGACAUCAUGUGGCGCAUGCACACCAACGCGACCGUCACUGUCAACGGGAACUCCGCGACGCUUACCAUUGGCGACCAGACAAUGCAGAUGACGAUCCUUAACGCGCCCGACGGCGUGAGCCUCACUACCGGGCCGGCCGUCCGCUUCAGCGACGAUCCUGCCCUGCCGCAGGGCCAGGUAGACCAACCGAACCCCGGAGUGACGGUGAUCAUGAUCAGUCUGCCGGCUGGAGAGCACAGUCUGCAGGUGCUGUUCAAUCCCCAGUGGAGCGGGUUCACCAGCUUCCAGACGCCUCCGUCGGUCCCGAUCGACAGCUGGACCCUCCGCAGCCACGACUCUUCGUGA